GAUUCAACACCUAAAGGCCAAGUUAGGGUGUUAUAGAGGUACAGGGUCUUAAAUACUAUAGUUUGUGUACCUAUAACCUAUUACAGACAUAUACAUUGGGUGACGGUACUUCAUGGAGGUUUCAAAAUAUCAGGAGGGCCACGGCGUUGCACUUCAACGUAAAUGAUAUUUUGAAAGGGCUGAGCAUACAGUAUACUAUGUUGAAAUCUUUACAUCAAUUAUAGAUAAGGCCUAGAUUUUUGCAAUUCCUGAAUGGAAUAAGAGUGGCUGAAUCGAACGCAUGGAGACGGGCAAAGGUAGGAUCAGCUGUAUCUCAUGUUAUCUGAGUCCUGUCAUCGUAGACUUGUGUUGUUUUGAUUUGAUACAAAUUCUUGUUGAGGUUAGGUUUGUAAUCAACGUUAUUACUUAUUGAUCAUCGGAGGAUGGAAAAUAACCUAGAAACAGAUGUUGUGCCUGAUUUUGAGCCUGGAGCCUCUAGUGAAAGUAUGCUGGUGACCACAGAUUCUUUUGAAGAACUAGAACAGGAAAUGGAUUCAAGUUUCGAUGACAGACAGAUGAAGGAAAGCACGACGAGCACUAUAAGUGAAAUUCAAGAGGAAUUAAAUGACACCACCGUCCCUGAAGAUUCAAGUUCUGAUCAAGAGGACAAGUUACUUGAAAACGAAGUGGGCGAGGUGACGUCACACCUGAGCGAGACGAGCCUGACGUCCACGGAGGACGGCAACACCACCGUGACUGUCCUGGGCGGAGCCAACGACGAAGAAAACUGGCAGAACCCCGAGUGGAAGUCGAGGAAGAAGCACGUCUUCAUCCUGAGUUCUGCGGGCAAACCCAUCUAUUCGAGGUUCGGAAAUGAAGACAAGCUGGUGACGAUAUUCGGCGUGAUGCAAGCGCUGGUGUCGUUCGUGCAGGCAUCUCAGGACACCAUCCGGUCGAUCCACGCCGGCAACUCCAAGUUCGUGUUCCUCGUGAAGGGGCCGAUCAUCCUGGUGUCGGUUUCCCGCACCGCCGAGAGCAUCUCACAGCUGGUGCUGCAGCUGACGUACGUGUACAACCAGGUGGUGAGCGUGCUGACGUCGACCCAGCUGACGCGCAUCUACGAGCAGAGGCGCAACUACGACCUGCGGCGGCUGCUGGCGGGGGCGGAGCGGCUCAUCGACCACCUGCUGGGCUUCAUGGAGCAGGAGCCGGCGUUCCUGCUGGGGGCUGUCAAGUGCCUGCCGCUGGCGCCCGCCACCCGCGACGCCGUCACCCAGGCCGUCGUGCAGACCUGCGGCAAGAUCAAGAACUUGGUGUUUGCCAUCUUGCUGGCCAACAACCAGCUCAUCACUUUGGUCCGGAUGAAGAAGUACUUCAUACACCCCGCGGAUCUGCACCUCAUAUUCAACUUGGUCAACUCUUCGGAGUCUUUCAAGGCUGCGGAGAGCUGGACCCCGAUCUGCCUGCCCAAGUUUGAUCCGAGUGGGUUCCUUCACGGGCAUGUGUCCUACCUGUCGGAUGACUGUCAAGCCUGUCUGUUGCUGCUGACGGUUGAUCGAGAUGUGUUCUUCACGCUCUCGGAAGCGAAACAAAAAAUUGUCGAGAAGCUGCGGCGGGGGAACUGCCUGGAGGCCAUCAACGAGUCGGCGGGCCGGCCCGGCUUCACGGCGUCGCAGGUGGGCGUGCCGGAGAUGCGGCACUUCCUCUACAAGUGCAAGUCGACGGCCCAGUUCUGGAGCCCCGGGCUGGAGGCGCCCUACCACACGCCCGGCGAGGCCCAGCGCCUGCUGGAGCUGUACCGGGCGCUGCACCACCGGCUCCACGCCCCCUCGCGGCCCCUCAAGCUGCUCCACCAGCAGCUGCACAGCGAGACCAUGCUGGCCUGGGUGACGUCAGGAUUCGAGCUAUACGUGACGUUCGAGCCACUGGUGACGAAGCACAACGCCAUCAAUGCGGUCAACAAGCUGCUGAGGUGGAUCAAGAAGGAGGAAGACCGCUUGUUCAUCCUCAACGCGCCCACGUUCUAAUGUUUUAACCGCAACUUUCCCCCGCCCGGCCUCGCCCGGCGGAGAGAGCGGUGUGCGCUGUCUCAUCGGACACCGCCGGUUUCCAGUUAGCGCUGGUAUUUUCGGUUGUCGAGGCCCCUUGAGAAUCGUGAGAGUGUGUCCUAAGCACUGACGUAGGGGCAGCUGUGGUUCAGUGGUCAGGUCGUGCCUCUCCCACCGAUGUGAUCUAGGUUCGUUUCCCGACAGCGUAGCACCUGAAUUUUUCGACAAGUAGGAAACAUGGCGGACGUUGGCUUGAGCCGGUAGGUUUUCUUGGGAUGCUCCCGUUUCCCCCCACCCAUUCACGCUGUCAGUGCUGCGAUCUCUUCUUAUCGUCUCUGAUGACCUUGAUGUCGACGACAUUUUAAGCCCUCUCAAUCAUCCGUUCCCCAGUAAAGACAAGUAAAAUGUCAUUGUUUGGACUAUGUUGGUGGUUUUUACCAGUAUGGCAGCAUUAGGUAUAUGUUCAGGGUGUCCACAGUUAGUACUUUCGUACUAGAUCUAGUACUUUUAUAAGUUUUUUAGUGGUCAAGUACAGAUCUAGUACUUUUUUCUUUAAUAUAAUAUUAUUACAGUAACUCCAAUAUGUUUUAUUAUUAAGCGUAAUUAUUUUUAAAAACUAUGAAAUGUAUGUGUGUGUUUGGUGUGAUAUGUUUAAGUUAGAGCAUUGCAAUGUCUUAAAAAAUAAUUUCCUAAAUUGUUAAAACCAUAACAAAUUAUAAUUUAGUACUUUUUUUUCAAAUCUAGUACUUUUUUUCUCGCCUAAGUUGGUACGAAAUAUUUUUUUCCUUGUGGACAUCCUGUAUAUGUUAAAAAGAUAUUUGAGGGGGUUGGGGGAUGGGACAGAUUCAACAUGGACUAAUUAAGCUGGUGCAAAAUGUAGCUGGCUGUAACUUCCUGUUCCCAGCUAGUACGAAGACUGCAUGAUGUUGGACGAGGUGGAGUUAAGAUUUAGUGAAAUGAAGGAAGGUUAAGUGGAAGGAAUACAGUGACGCUUUUGAGAAAUUUUCCCGCAGAGGAAGUGCCUGCCUUGCUACCUGCUGGGAAACGUCCUGUCAAGCAAAUUUAGCAGCUGUCAUGACCAUGAUUUUUUGUAGUCAUCUAACGCAGGUGUUACGUACAGGCAAGUUUAAAGUGCCUGCAGUUUCCUGAAGGUACACUGCUGUAGUGGGUGAUCUCUGCUUUCUCUGGCAAGCAUGAGGCCAGUUGCUCAGAAGCUUGAUGUUGCGGCAGAGUGUCGUACAGGUGAGUGAUUGGUGCUUAUAAAUGAAUGAAUGAAUGAACAAAUGAGCGAAUGAAUGAGCAAACAUAAUGGCUAGCGAUAGCAAAAACUGGGGAAAAAAAAACCUGGAAAAGUUAGGGAAUUUUUCACACAGUAAAAUGUCGGGAAAAAGUCAAGGAAUUCCUUAGGUGGCCAGGGAAUAUCUUUUAUAAUUUUUUUUCUUAAUGAGGUUACUGUUAAGAUAUGUAUUUUGGUUUGUGCCAUUACCAUGUAAACACCCUUGCUUUAUUAAAUUAUUCUUUCAUGCAUAGUUUUAACCUUGCCAUAAAUACACAUUUCUAAGCUAUUCAGUCAAUGUGUUUGAAUUUUCGAAAGUUUUAGACAAAUGACUGACAUUAGUUGUCAAGGAACAUUUUGAUCCAAACCUGGAAAAGACGGAGAAAAGUCAGGGCAUUAUAUUCGACGUAGAGCUUAUUACAGACAUCUGUGCUCCUGAACCAGAGUUAUCUUUAAUUGUCAGCGUGAAGGCUAUUAGCAGGGUGUAGUUUUACUUGGCUGGUGGAGUAUGCGUCUUACUUCUCUUCCCCACAUGUUGAUGUGUGGACAUUUUUGGCCAGGGAGUCAAUACUUCACUGGGAGUAUAGAGAGUAUAGAAUGAACCGUACAGAGCUGCUGCAGUGGCUUGGUGAAUAAUUUUACUACGUACAUUAUAAUUUUAAACAAAAAUAAUUUCCCUUACAAGUUUUUUUGUUAUUGUAUAUAUGUGAUCUAAAUUAUUAUUUUUGGACAUAUGCCAGUGUUGGUUUACAUUAUGUGCCACAGAAAAACCUUAAUGGUGUGUUUUCUUGCAAGAAUGGUGUAUUUCUGAAAUCUCGAAACUCGACCAGGGCACCUCUGGUGCAUGGGCUCCGGAGGAUUUUGUUCUUCCUGCCCUUUCCUCUCAACGACCUUGAGUUCGAGAGACCCGUGUGCUCCCUGACGGACGAGACGUCGAGGAACUUGAAGUGGACUGAAGUGGUGUGGUGUACCCUUGGCUAGGAUGCGAGCAGUUGCCGUGUUUGUUCGAGUUAGUUAGGGGAGGGCACAUGGUCUUGCCUACCCAUGGCUUCAACCCACCUCCUCCGCCAAGAGUCGGCGCUUGUUGGUGGGAAGAAAUUCCAAUUUCUGGCGAAGAAAAUGAGUCAGAUGGACAAGGGUUAUGUUCUCACAGUGAUGUAUUACUAGGGAAAAGAUUUAAGUGGUAUAUUGAGAUAAAACUGAACUAACACAUAAUGUGUGUCUGUACACCAUACAAACCGAAAUGCACCUUAAUGCUGGAUUUAUUUGUGAAAUAAAAAAUAAAAUAUAAUUUGAACAAAAUAUUACCUAAAACACAAAAGUUUAAGAUCUCAAAUUUAAUUAACCUUAUUAUUUUAGCAUGUAGUAGUUAAUAACAAAAUAUUCAGACCAAGCGGAUUGUAAAAAUUAAUUAUUCAUGAUCCUCCAAGUGAUUAUGCACCUAUUUGAGGUGCAAUUUGUUUGGCAGUUAAUUUUCUUUAAGUAAUGUGUUUUUGUUGCAUUAUUAAUCACACUUACAUAAAUACUAGUAACCUAGUCAACCUUGUGAGAAUCGGUAAGAACUUAUAUAAAAGGCUUUUCUAAAUAACAAAUUAAAUAAAUGAAAAUAUUAGAAACUAUUUCAAAAAUAUUCAUGCCAAAAGAGAACAAAAACAACAUGAGGUCACCAUGGCUUUCAUUUUACAUAAUCAGCUGAUAUACUGUGUUACACAUGAAAAAAAAAAAAACAUUAGCUAACAAAAAUAUCCUGAAAAUUUGGGAAGGGCAGUCUACUGCAAUGCCACAAAAUUUACUGAAUUUUAAUUUCUGGUUUGUUUGUAUAUAUCCUACAAGAUUUUAUUUAAAUAAAAAGAUGAAUUGUGUGUGUAUGUAUGUAUGUGCACACACAGACAUAUACAUACACAGACAUCUUCUUUUGAUAAAAAAUAUCUUUUAGGAAAAUUUUAUUAAGUCCCAGAAAAAGUUUUGAAAUGGUUUCGUCAGGUUUUCUGUAGACAUCGUGACCUUCGCUUAAAACAACUGUGAAAUAUUUAUAAAAUACUUAUAGUUUGUUAGCUUAGUGGACAGUUUAAGGGCAGUACUAUUUUUCCUGAGACUAUUUUUAAGAAUCCAUGGAAUAAUUAACAACCAAGUCUUUGGUUAUUUUGUGUGCAGUGUAUGAGGUGAUGUUUUUUUUUCUAAACCCGUAUGAUAAUUAUGCAACUGGGAAUACUAGUAAACAAGAUGAGUGUUUUAAUGGUGAUGACAUAUUGCCAUUGCCUUUAAAAAUAUGGAUGUUGUUCGUCUGCACUAAAGGUAUGUCUUAGUGAGAAACAUUAGUGUCAUAUUUGACAGAACAAAAUUUCAACCAUGUAAAAUUAAAAGGACAAAACCGAAAAAUUAGAUUUAUAAAACUCGGAUGUACCACAUGAGAAGUGGUGAUGAAAUAUAAAUACAGUAUUUGACAUUUGUUGGUGUUUUAUAUUGAUUGGUUGUUUAUACUGAACUUAUGUGACGAAAAUCUUACUCAUGUCAUAACUGUAUUUGUAUUUGUAUUGUUCUGUUGAAAAAUUUAAUUUGAGUUGUAUUUUAGUAGGUAAAACCUGUAUAAAAAAACAUAGUUAUUAUUAACAACAAACACGCUGGAAAUGUAUUGCAUCAUGACUUAGAAUAAUUAUGUAUUUUAAAUUUUAGAAACUAUAGGUAGUUUUUUUUAGAGAAAUUCCAUUGCUGAAUACUCCACAACCAUUGUAAUCAAUAAAAAAAUUGCCAGAAGCAUCAGAAUUGUAAUAGGCGGUGCAAAAAGUUGUUUAAAUAGCUUUAUGCCUGUCUAGGUGAUUUUCCUCUUAUACCCCAAGAUAUGGUCAGUAUUUCAUUCUGGAAAAAAUUUUUUUUGCAUCUUUGAUGUUGCUGUGCGUAUUCAUGUGAUGAUUUUGCCGAAUGUAGCGUAAUCAGAUGUUUCUUUACAAAAGUAUUUUGCGAACACCCAAGGUAACUAUUUUUAUUUAAUUAUAUAGUUAUGUCUUAAAAUUUUUUAAUGUGGGCCAGGUGCUAAUUGGAAGUUUGUAACAGUAGUGAGAGUAUUGCAAAUUACACUUCCAGAGUUCCAAAAAGUUGAGUCCCAGAGUUAUGGUAAAUGUAAUAAGGCUAAUUGAAAUGUUAUAUGGCAUUGCCUUUUGGAUUAUUGUUUUUUUACAUGUUUACCGUGUCUUGAAUACUUACUUAUAUUACUCAUUCCAACUAAAAAAUUAAUUUAUAUUUAUUAUUUGUAUUAUUUUAUUACUGGUACUUGCAUGGUAUUUGGAGAUAUUUUUAGUACCUGUAACAUUUAUGUGGAUUUUUCUGUUACAUUUGAACAUAUGAUUUAUUGUUAUACUUUUUUGUAAUAGUACGUAGGUAAAAAGUACUUAUGCUUGGAUUGUAAUGUAUGAACAUGUAAGAAUGCUAGUGCCAUAGUGCCAUAGUGUUGCUCUCUCUGAUUAUCGAAAGAUGUGUGGUUUUUCAGCAAAAAUACAUGCGUAUAUUGUUCUGGUCA
Bacillus rossius redtenbacheri is the source of this 6817-nucleotide messenger RNA. RefSeq names its product vacuolar fusion protein MON1 homolog A (gene Mon1). The record is from RefSeq and is a predicted model, not a curated record. Gene Ontology annotation, biological process: endosome to lysosome transport via multivesicular body sorting pathway; protein targeting to vacuole. Gene Ontology annotation, cellular component: Mon1-Ccz1 complex. Bases 423 to 2006 code for a protein of 527 amino acids. The transcript has 8 exons. Lineage: Eukaryota; Metazoa; Arthropoda; Insecta; Phasmatodea; Bacillidae.